Messenger RNA from Folsomia candida, 925 nucleotides. RefSeq lists its product as uncharacterized. The coding region runs from base 85 to 729 and encodes 214 amino acids. The record is from RefSeq and is a predicted model, not a curated record. The transcript has 4 exons. NCBI's taxonomy places the organism in Eukaryota, Metazoa, Arthropoda, Collembola, Entomobryomorpha, Isotomidae.
CUGCUCGAUCGCGGCACGCACGGAUUUCCAGGGAAAAGCGCCAGAUCUUCAGUACCACAAAACCUGAACCCUUACCUUCCCGUCAUGUCGAACGUUGUCUCUCUCACCAUCAAUCCAGUCCAUGAGUACUCAAUCCCCCACUUUUUUGGCGAAGAGCACUUCCCCCGCCUGAAAAAGCUCAGCCUUCACGACACCUUUGGCAAAUCUGCCUUGUUCACGCAUCUCAAUCUGUGGAAGUUUCACCGAGGAGUUAAUUUCAUGUCUCUGACCCUGGAUCGGACUUUGAUCAAGCCCGAUUUCGCCGAGAGGAUCGCCUUCCACUUAUUUCCCCAUGUUAAGAAAUUCGACUUAUCAAUACUUCUCAUUUCGAACGGGAUCGAGUUUGCCCGUUUGGCUAACCGAGCGAUUGCACCGUUCCAUUUAUGGAAGUUAGAGGAGGGCAACUUGGUCAUAAAUUUUAUCCGGAAAUCGGCCUCGUUAGUUGCAGUCUUAAAAAAUGUGUCCAGUUGGAAGGGCGUUAAGACUAUCGUUUUUGAGGCAACUCAUGUAACACAGGAAGAUUUUUCUGGCCACGUUCAAGACAUUAUUUUGUAUAGUGGAGGCUUUAAAAGUGUUAAAAUCUCGGGAAGCGUGAAAGGGAAACUUCUUAAACGAUUUCAAUCCGAGUUUGAAGCCAAUGGUGGCCCGAUUAAGUUGACGGGAGGUGUACAUCGUAAACCUUAUAUGUAGUUCAAAAAACGGCGUUGAUUAAAACACAAUUAAUUUCAUUAUUAAAACAUUGUUGUCUAUCAUUUCAAUACAUAUUUAGAGCUCAUUGCUUUUGCUUACACAUGUAAGUUGUAAGUAAAUAUCUAAGUAGUUAAACAAAUACAUAUGUGGAAUGUACAUAAAUAUGACAAAAUUUAAUAAAUACGUAUCUACAAGA